ACAGGAACAGCAUCAACUGGAAAAGCAUUAUUUAUGCUUUUGAAAGCCUUUGUUGGUACAGGCGUAAUCUUUUUACCCGGAUCAUUCGUAUCUGGCGGGCUUGUGUUUUCUAUCAUUCUAUUGAUAUUUAUUGCUGCAAUAUGUCUUGUUGCUUUUCAAAUAUUGAUUAUUGCACAGCAAAAGACCGGAGGCUCUUACGGUGAUGUAGCAGAAGUCCUGUACGGUCCAUGGCUUCGAUACAUUGUAUUCUUUUUCCUCUGUUUGUCACAGAUGGGCUUUGUUGCCUCGUAUUUGAUAUUUAUUUCUCAGAACCUUGGCUUUGUGGCCAAUAGUCUGUCGCAUUGUACUUCUACGGUUGACAGCAAGUAUUACAUCUGGGUGGCAAUUGCAUUUAUUGUUCCUAUCACUUGGGUACGAAAGAUGGAACGUCUCUCGUGGGCAGCCAUCAUUGCCGACGUUUUUAUCCUUUUCGGGUUGAUUUGCGUGAUUUACUUUUGUGCAGAUCAGAUCGCCCGCAAUGGCUCUGGUCCAAAUAUCCUCACAAUAAACUCAAAGGAUUUUGGGCUUAUGAUCGGUACUGCUGUAUUUUCCUUUGAAGGAAUUGGAAUGGUGGUUCCUAUAAUUGAAAGCAUGCGCGAGCCAAAGAAAUUUUCUAUGGUUUUAAAUAUCGGUAUAGCAAUUGUCACUUGUGUAUUUGUUCUGAUUGGAACACUUGGCUAUGUUGCUUAUGGAGAGCACACUCAAGCAAAUGUGACUUCAAAUCUACCGGCCGGUCCGCUCUCCAUCACUGUCCAGUUUCUCUACGCAUGUGCCAUUGUUCUAACUUCUCCUUUUAUGCUCUACCCUGCCAUAAACAUAAUCGAAUACUGCGUUUUUGGGGACGGGCACAGUCGAAGCAAAAGCCUGAAAUUGAAAUGGGAAAAAAACUUUGUUCGAUCUCUGGUGGCUAUUGUCUGUGCAGCUGUCAGUUUUGGAGUUGGGUCUGAAGGGUUGAACAAAUUUGUUUCUCUUGUUGGCUCACUCGCUUGUAUGCCCCUGUGCUUCAUUAUUCCUGGAAUGUUUCACUAUAAAGUUACUGAUGACUACAGAAAGAAGAUUGGCGAUGUUAUCCUUGCCGUGUGGGGUUUUGGUAUCCUGAUAUAUACUCUUUAUGUAAAUAUUAAUUCAUGGAUU
Phycomyces blakesleeanus NRRL 1555(-) is the source of this 1173-nucleotide messenger RNA. RefSeq lists its product as hypothetical. Gene Ontology annotation, biological process: amino acid transmembrane transport. The transcript has 4 exons. The record is from RefSeq and is a predicted model, not a curated record. The annotation marks the transcript as partial. NCBI's taxonomy places the organism in Eukaryota, Fungi, Mucoromycota, Mucoromycetes, Mucorales, Phycomycetaceae. Gene Ontology annotation, molecular function: amino acid transmembrane transporter activity.